Molecule: messenger RNA, 411 nt
Organism: Podospora bellae-mahoneyi
Lineage: Eukaryota; Fungi; Ascomycota; Sordariomycetes; Sordariales; Podosporaceae
Exons: 1
Coding region: 1-411 (136 amino acids)
Source: RefSeq, a predicted model, not a curated record
AUGGCCGGCUUCCUGGAUCUCCCUCUCGAGCUUGUUACAAUGAUCGUUGAGCAGCUUUGCAAGGACAGCAACUUCGGCAACCGGUGCACCCAUGCCCUCGCUUCUGUUUGCCUGACAUGCAGACUUCUCAACAACUUUGGCACAAAACACCUAUACCACGAUCUCGAGUGUAUCCAGACUUUUUGGUCACUGCUCAUCCGGACACUCAUCAAACGCCCUGAUCUUGCACAACAUGUUCGCUCCGCCAGGGUACAAGUCCAGUUACCUGUGGACUGCCCGCCCGACGUCAAAACCUACUUUCAAGAGCGAAUUGAAAACGCCCAUCCAGACCGGGAAACAGAGUAUAUGUUUAAAAAGAGGCCAUAUCAGUUCGCAGCUGCCAUGCUCGCAAGUCUUUGCCCCAAUCUGUAA